GGACCAGAAGAUGAGGCGCACUCGUCAAGCGACGACAUCUCGUCGAAGGCCGAAGGCAACUGGCCAUGGGCACAUUUGGAAGAACCACCUCAUAUCCGUUCCGAUGUUGAUUGCGAUCGGCACCAUGCCAGAGAGUUCGCCAAGGUGCUUACCAAUGACCUUGUUCCAAACUUGCUCAAGUUCAAAGCAUCUGUCGAAGUGGAUGAAGCGAUCCAAGAAUUUGCUUCCAACAUCUGUCAGCAGAACAGUCUCAACUAUUCGGAUUACGAGUACAAUCUGACGGCGUUGAACGCUGACGGUAUAUAUCUGGCGACGUAUUCGGCCUUGCUGUUAGCCCUACAGCUCAUGAAGGCUGGACACUAUGACGAAAACCAUGAUCCGAUACUGAUUCCACUAUCCGAACAACAGUUCGUAACAUCCGUCCAAAACGCCGGAGUACUGGUCUACCUUAGCUCUGCCUGGCUUCGAGAACUGUAUCAAUGCGUUCUGGCUACAAACCCCAUUGCAACCCUAAAAGUUGUUGAAAACACCGAUGGAUCACACUGCGCCCUCGUGGACAUGCUAUACGAUGCCGGAGGAAUUGGACCAACCCAAAUGCUUUCGGAUUGGCAACGACUCCAGUCCGUAGUUAGAGUCCAGAGUGAGCCCAAUGCAAAGCAGUUGGCAGCAAGGAAGUUGGCUCGACGACUUCUUACAUGCUGCUGGGACUCGAUGGUUACCGUCUUGACGGCAGGAUUAGGUGAGGUCGACGACUCCCGCACAGCUCGACUCAUGAAGCUCUCCAAGAAAACUCUCCGAGUCAAAAAGAAAUCCCGUUGCGCAGGGGAAGCCCUCUACGCCCUCAGCUUGGAAGGUCUUCACGCAGCCGCUACCCUCAGCAACUCCCUAAACCUUCAACAUUUGGCCGGGAAAAUCCUCAAUCUAAUCGCGACCAACGUGUGUCAGAAUUCGGGACCCAAGAUCCCUGCCAGUCAGGCUCUGUCGAUGGAUGUUGUCCUUUCGGGUGGACUGGAGCUGGGAUCCCAUUCGGCCGAUUGCUGGCUGCCGGUGUUUUCCGUUUGUCGACAUGUGACCCAGCUGGAGCAUGACCUGUUCAGUUCUCAGAACGCAGCCAUGAGCAAUGCUUCGAGUGUUGCCAAUAAUGGAAAGGAAUCCGAUUCACCGAGUAAAUCCAACUCGCUAACCGAUAAGCUGAACCUCUCAGCGUACCCGAUCGAUGAGGAUGAAACAUGUGUGGAUGUUUACAGCUUCCUGCAGGCGCCGCUUCCUAACUCGAACGCCAAUGUAGCCACCAUAUUGAAAACCUACUCGGGCAACGACGCAGUCAACCUGUCCCAGGCGGACACCGCUAAGAUGUUGUGCGCCCUCUCGCACCAGGCCGAUGACCUUUUCUCGAAUGCCGCCGAGAGGUUGAGCCUACCCGCACUGCUACAAUUUCUUAAGGGCUUGUGCCGAGCCUCGCGGGAGCAACUCUACCGGAACUCUUCCUCCAAGAAGGGGAAAAAGUCAUGGUGGUUAGGUCGUCCCUGGAAGGUGAAGAACGAUUCGCUCCCACUGUCGCUGCUGCUUCAUAGGGUUGGAGAUGUGACGUUGAAGGUUUUCCGGGGUCCCCGACCCUUGCUGCACAUUUUGAAAGUUUGGGCCAUCACUGGACCGCACUUGAUGGAUGCCGCUUGCCACAAAGAUCGGACGAUCUCGAAGAGAGCGAUCGAAUACAUUCACGACAUCAUAACGGCACUGCUGGUGGAACAAUCGGAGCUGCCGCACUUCCACUUUAACGAGGCGCUGCUCAAGCCGUUCGAGAAUCUUCUGAGCAUGGAUUCGUGUGACGUGGAUGUGCAGGAUCAGAUCGUGGGUUGUUUGUACGAGAUUGUUGAAGCUCAUAGAACAGAGAUUCGAUCAGGUUGGCGACCUCUGUUUGGAACACUGAGAACCGCUCGGAAUCGAUCGGUUCAUCUUUCGAAUAUCAUUGACAUUUUCCACGUGUUCCUGGAAACGGAUAACACAUUGGUGUUUGCAAAUGCUGGGCUCGAUUGCAUACUUUGUCUGCUUUCGUAUCUGGAGAUAUCUGGAAGUGGAGGUCAACUAGGGGGAUCAACGCUUUCGUCCGAAGGCACCACAAACGAUGACAAUAACAUAAGGUCCAGUGAUUUUUUAUAUGACGCGCUCAAGUUCCUGGAGCGCUGUUCGUCCAUUCUUAGCUUCAUGUAUAACAUGCCCCAGUGUCCAAAUCUGCAUUCGACCUACAAGAUCAAGGGGAUAACGUACACUCACAUAAUCGAUGCCAACAUACCGAAUUCGAUGGAGAACUUCACCUACUUUGGGCAGGAUUAUCUGCAGAGUAGCAACGAGCAGUACAUGAUCAGCUACCGAUCGUUGCACAUUGACAAGGAAACGAUCACGAAGAUUGACGAGCUGGAUAAGCCGAGUGGGGUUUUGAAGGUGUGGUUCCUGCUACUGGAUGGGCUGACGAACUCGUUGAUCGUGUGUCCAAUCGCGCAUCAAUCGCCAAUACUGCAGUCGAUUUUUAAACUGUUCAAAUCGUUGCUGGUGAAUCCGGGAAUUGAGUUCGGGUUUUACUGCAUCAAUCACCUGUUGAUCCCGAUGAUCCAGGAUUGGCUGCGAUACGUAAACAAAGCGCAAAAGAACUGGUCCUUGAUUGAGAAAAACUUCAAACAUUGCUGCUGCAUGACUACGGAUUUGGUGGUGGAGUUUAUCGAGAAGUCACAAACGGCAGGGCUGGAGGAUCGAGUUGUGAUCGGAAGUGAGCAGCAAAACAGCUAUCAGCAGAGUGUGAAGAAGACCAAGUUGACGACCAUCGUGAGGCCGGUAGACAAUUUGAAGUACAGCAAGAUGAGGAAGAUGGCGUCGUCGCAGGAUGAUCAGCUGCCGCCGAGUUUCAGCUGGAAGAAGGAGGAGGAAACGUCUACGGCUACCAAGAUACCGACGGCUGCAAUUUUAGCGUUGAAGCAGCUACUCUUGGUGUUGAUCGAGUGUUCGGCUCAGUCACAGGAGACGAUCGCGAGAGUUGGGGUGAGCUGCAUGAAGCAUAUAAUUUUUUCGACGGGGCACAUUUUCAACGAGGAUCAGUGGAUGGUUAUUACUUCGGCGAUUCAUAGGGCCAGCACCGUUACGAUGGCCCCGUUGAGGCAGUUGAUCUUCGCGUUCAACGAGAAUUCCAAUAGCUUCUAUGGGGACUGCGCGAAUGUUAAGGUGGCUGCGAGACGGGAUAGUACGCUGGAUGAGCUGCAGCGGGUGCAUUCGCUGGCUCAGCAGGUGUUCUUGAUGGAUAAUCAGCGGGACGUGUUGAGUUCCAAGAUCAAUGGUAAUGUUGGGGGAGUUGGGAAUGGAAGUUCAGGGGGGAUGAGCACGGAUGAUCGGUCUUACUCUUUCCUGCUGUAUCCGUUGAAUUGUAAUACUAAUAUGACGCAGUCGUGCUCGGUAACAGGUGGAGGUAUAAGUGCUUCUUUGCAAGGUAAUGGACUCAAUUUGGACAGUUAUAUCAUAAGGAUACCGUAUCGGAACUUAGUAGUGGGGCUGCUGGCCAGUCAGAUGCUGUUGCAGCUGAUCGCGAAUAUCCUGUUGAACGGACUGACUAAUGUCCCGAAUGAGCUUAAUUCGUGCAUGUACAAUGGGGGUGAUACCUCGGGGAGUGGAACUUCCAAGGUUUUGUUCCAGCUGGGAUAUCGCAGCAAGGAGGUCCUGCUGAGGAGUUUGAAGCAGUUUCUUGUUUGUUCGUUGGAUUUUGAUCAACGACCUGGUUUAAAGUUCUUGAUCCAGAAGGUUUCAAACAUUGAUAAUGCAGCUAACCUCUACAAACAAAUGACUUCUUCGUGGAUCAUCAACUAUAUGACGCUGGUGGAUGUGUACAUCAACAAUAUUCGGGCGUACGACUUGAACGAAGAUGACAUCAAGUACAUUCUGGAUUCGUGUAACCACAUGACCGCAGCCAGUCAACAAUGGAAGAAGAAUGAGAACUUCGUUCACUACUUGCUAGCUCUGAGGGAUUUGUGGGACUUGAUCGCGGAGCAUUUUAUUCAUAAUUUGGACCGAAACGGUAACGAUGGUCUACCUAUUACGCACAUUGUAGAGAAUAAGAUGGAGAAAUAUGAGCGUUUCGACGACAAGCUAGACUGUUCAGGUGGUGAAGAUGAUCAAACAAGCCCUAAGGGAUCCCCUAAAGCGAUGUCCCCCUAUCACGACGAAGCUCAAGAAUCGGAACCCGAGUCACCGUCCAAAAGUGAUGAAGAAAGUGUCUCCGUAUCGACAAUCGUUGGAGGAGGUCAGCUACGCAAGAACCCCUUCAACAUUUCUGCGAACCAGCAGCAGCACAUCCAGCAUCAGCAACAACUGCAGCAUCAGCAGCAACAGCAACAAUCGAUUUCGCCGGAAAUCGAACAGCAACGCACGAUCAGCAUCCAGAAGGACUCACUCUGCAAACGCUCGUCCAUGAAACAGCUUAUCGUGGCAUCGAUGGAGCUGCUCAAGUUGCUCCCCGAGGACCAAUCCGAACUGCUUAAACUUUUGCUAACACCCCGCAUCCGUGAAGCCUUCCGCGCAGUUCAGGAACAGGGCAACGGCCUGGCCAUGGAGUAGUAGAUACUCGACGCCGACGACUAUCGUUGACCUAGUAUGUCUUAGAUGUUUUUCAGUUUCCCGCUGCGCGGGUCACCCUGUACGUAAUCCUUCGACUCUCGAACUAACACAUAUGCAAAUUUACAUUUCGAUGGAAGAAUCAUGAUAUAAUCGACUAGACUGAAAUCGUUUAACAAAAAAUAUAUAUAUCGCAAAUUUACAGACAAUGCAAAACUCCUGAAUUGAAGUUGAAUGGCAGAUCAUGGAAAUCCAUAUUUUGAUGAUAUAUAGCUUUACAUGAUUUUUACAUUUAAGCGUGAAACAAGAAAUCAUAUAUAUCUAUAUAUAUACAUACAUAUUUAAGCCCACGAACAAAAAAAAACUUGUAACUGUUGAUAUACGCUAAGGAAUUUACUGAAACAAAAAGUGAACGCUAUGUAACCUAUAUUAUAGAUCCUCAAGCCACGCCCUCCACACAGCAGCUGUGAAUAAAACACGCCACAAACACACUCAAACCCAUCCUCAUUGAAAAACGCUCAAGUCACCAACACACUGACAAAUGCUGCUGCGCAGCCUAAACAAACACGCUCACAAUACACUAAAAAGAACAGCCGCUUGCGCCAAUUGCACGACAAUUUCUCUUCUAUAAUCUACCUACAGAAAACAACAAACUGACAAACAGAAUCAAGCUUACCUUAUACGUUAUACCAAUCAUUUGUUGUCAUCGUUCAAUCAAAGUAAACCCCCUUCCGCGCCGUUGCUACGCAACCGCCACGUGGUUGGCUAAAAAGGGUGUUCCAACUAAAAACGUAAAAAAAACAUUCCCCACUUCAAAGUUUCACAUAUACACUCACACUACUGCUUGCAAAACUUUAAACAGCAAAAUAAUAAUAAAAAAAAAAACAAACUACUUACACACUGCUUUCGGAUUGAUUCAUAUAUUCCAAUGGUUGCAAAGCAAAACUGUCGCUUUCCGUCUAACUAUCUCUGGCUACUGCAAGUAUUUAACCACUAACUUUCACCAACUAUAUACUCGAAAUCGCUCGAACAGCUUUCUCUUGAAUUGAAUAUCAAUCGAUUAAUACCUUUUUAUAAAAAAAAACUCGACACUGCGACAAAUUUACCGCGUCAGAUGCUCGAGUUGUUGAGGGAGUUGUUUUUUUAUUUCACUUCUUAAACAAAAAGUCAAACAAAAAAUCAACACAAUAAAACGGAAAACGGAAGUAUUAAAACAGAAUCUACAGUUCACGUCAAAUCAAUAAUAGUUACAUUAUAGUCGAUGUUUACCCUUGAUCUUUUUCUUCUUCUAUUUCCGUUCGUUGGUUCGUUCUCAUUCGUUUGCUGUUUGACCAAUCAAUUAAACAAAGUAUUUACUCAUUACAACUUAAAAAAAAAUACAAACCAUUGGUUUCUUUAAAAAAAAACAAACCGAUCAAAUUGAAAAAAAAACGUUUUUUGUCUCCCGUCGAAUGAAAAACAAUUGUGUAACCAAAUUCGUUUAAAGGCGGCAUGGAACAUUAACUUAAAACCAGUAUGAUAAGCAAAACCAUUUAAAAUAACGAGACAGCAGUUAGACCGUCAACCAAAUACAAACAAAACAAAAUGGAAACAAAAAAGUAUUUACCGGAGCAAAACAAAAGGAAAACCGAAUAUAACAAAAAAAAAACAAUACUAUAAACCAGAACAGGAACAGAACCGUUACAUGGACUAGUGAACUAGGUGGGAUACGGAGAAGGGGUGCCAGGCAAACAAUAAGCAGUUAAAAUAAAAUACAUUCUAUAUAUAUUUGUGCAACAA
Uranotaenia lowii is the source of this 6372-nucleotide messenger RNA. Its product is annotated as brefeldin A-inhibited guanine nucleotide-exchange protein 3-like. The record is from RefSeq and is a predicted model, not a curated record. The annotation marks the transcript as partial. The transcript has 3 exons. NCBI's taxonomy places the organism in Eukaryota, Metazoa, Arthropoda, Insecta, Diptera, Culicidae. Gene Ontology annotation, molecular function: guanyl-nucleotide exchange factor activity. Gene Ontology annotation, biological process: regulation of ARF protein signal transduction.